CGGCUGACUUAGCUUUACGAAGGCGCAGACAAACAAAACCCUAACCUAAGUGACCUCCUCAUACGGUUCGAAAAAUUGUGCCGGUGAAGUGCGGGGUUUAUGCUGUCAAAGUUGAUCAGAAACAGCUGGUUGUUCAAGAGAUAGCGUUUAAAAUGACUACGUCUGGGAUUCCUGAUAAAAUUUGGCAACCGAAGUUUGGUGUUCUCGAAACCACGAUGGGCGAGAUUGUAAUUGAACUUUACUGGAAACAUGCUCCAAACACAUGUCGAAACUUCGCGGAGCUAUGCAGGAGAGGGUACUACAAUGGAACUAAAUUCCACAGAAUAAUCAGAGAUUUUAUGAUUCAAGGUGGUGAUCCAACUGGAACUGGUAAGGGAGGUCAAUCAAUUUACGGAAGAGAAUUUGAUGAUGAAAUUCAUGAAGAGCUGAAGCACACAGGAGCUGGAAUUCUGUCCAUGGCCAAUUCAGGCCCCAAUACAAAUGGGUCUCAGUUCUUUAUAACACUUGCUCCAGCUCAGUGGUUAGAUGGUAAACAUGCUAUAUUUGGACGAGUGUACACUGGUAUGGGUGUCGUGAAAAGAAUAGGAUUAGUGGAGACAGAUAAAUCAGACAGGCCAGUAGAUGAUAUUGAAAUUGUUCAAAGUUCUGUGUCUAUGAACUAAUUAAAAUGUGUCUUAUUUAAUUUUAUUGACAAGAAAAAAACCUUCUUUUUUAGAGUUAAGUCUUUUAUUAAAUAAAAAAAAAAAUCUUUAACAUAAAACUUUAGAAA
Messenger RNA from Frankliniella occidentalis (western flower thrips), 769 nucleotides. RefSeq names its product peptidyl-prolyl cis-trans isomerase-like 1 (gene Cypl). The record is from RefSeq and is a predicted model, not a curated record. Bases 153 to 662 code for a protein of 169 amino acids. Lineage: Eukaryota; Metazoa; Arthropoda; Insecta; Thysanoptera; Thripidae. The transcript is spliced from 5 exons. Gene Ontology annotation, biological process: protein peptidyl-prolyl isomerization; protein folding. Gene Ontology annotation, molecular function: peptidyl-prolyl cis-trans isomerase activity. Gene Ontology annotation, cellular component: catalytic step 2 spliceosome.